Helobdella robusta is the source of this 834-nucleotide messenger RNA. RefSeq lists its product as hypothetical. Bases 1 to 834 code for a protein of 277 amino acids. Lineage: Eukaryota; Metazoa; Annelida; Clitellata; Rhynchobdellida; Glossiphoniidae. The record is from RefSeq and is a predicted model, not a curated record. The transcript has a single exon.
AUGGCGUUUCAAGAGACCUAUCCAGACAUGUUGAAACUCUACAGGAGACGUCACAACGAGUUGGAAGUUUUGCAAAAGUUGAUGGACCGAUUAUCGAACGAAUACCCGGUGCUCGAUCGCGCGACUACUUGCCUGUCGGUCGGGACUGGAUACGGCGAAUACGAUAUCGAAUUUAUUCGGAGGUGUCUGCCGAAUUUGAAAACGCUCAUCGCCGUUGAGGUGAAUCACGACUGCGUGUUGGAACUGAAAGCAAAUUUACACAGUAACUUCGGUGACAAGCUGAAUUCUGAAAUCCAUGAGAUGUCCAUUGGGGAAUACAUGCAGUUGUACGAUGACCACAACGACGAACGAACAAACGAACCAAGUUCCACAAAAAACAAUUUAAAUCUCAAAAAUCUCCCAAACAAAGAAAUUGACGUAGUCCUAGCAUUACACGUUAUAUACUUCCUGAACAAACAAUCCAGAGCACAAUUUUACAAAAAAUGUUUUGGUCAGUGGUUAAGAUCAGAGGAUGGUCUCCUGAUUCUAGCGAACGUUACAGAUAACCAUUCAAUGGUCAAGCUAGCGAACUCAUUCAAACCAUAUUCAUCAUUGACUUCAACAACAAUAAAGGACGAAUUAAUUGAAAAUAAUGUUAGUAUAGUUAGAGAAUUCAAUUACAGAUGUCCGGUUGACAUGUCUGUCGAUACAGUUGAUUUGCAUAGACUGUUUAAGUACUCGUUCAAAGAUUCAAACCUCAGUGAAGAGAGAAUUGGCGAAGCUGUGAAAAUCAUUGCACCGGAUGGCAGGGCUUUUCACGAUUGUGAUUUGUGCGUCUGCAUUAAACUUAACUAA